Messenger RNA from Cydia amplana, 3098 nucleotides. RefSeq names its product homeobox protein araucan. Gene Ontology annotation, molecular function: RNA polymerase II cis-regulatory region sequence-specific DNA binding; DNA-binding transcription factor activity, RNA polymerase II-specific. Gene Ontology annotation, cellular component: nucleus. Gene Ontology annotation, biological process: regulation of transcription by RNA polymerase II; neuron differentiation; cell development. The coding region runs from base 533 to 2044 and encodes 503 amino acids. The transcript is spliced from 7 exons. NCBI's taxonomy places the organism in Eukaryota, Metazoa, Arthropoda, Insecta, Lepidoptera, Tortricidae. The record is from RefSeq and is a predicted model, not a curated record.
GCGGACGUAGCGGGGCUGAGAGGUACGGCCAUGUUGCGGCCGCGGACGGCGGGAAAUCGCGGCCGCCCAUGGGAGGCGUGCGGCACUGGCUCGAGGAAAAAGGACGGGGAGAUGGGCAGGUUGGGCGGGGAAAAGAGAGGGCCGCGAGGCGGCGCGACGCAGAGGGCGUGCGGCCUCGCGGGCGCCACGCACUCCUGCCUCGGUCGCGUCGACGGGCGGCCGGGAUCGCGCUCCUCGCCACACUGACUCCGCACGCUGCCUGCACAGACUUUUCUCUUGCGUUUUUCGCCGCGCCGGUACCGGCGGGCACGUGAUACCUGUUUUUUCUCUCUCGCUCGACUGUGACAGCCGGGUGUCGCGUGCGAUCGCACUUUUCCCGCCACUUUUAGUGGAAAUCGGACGGCUCACAAGUUUUUGGCGCGAAAUGUGUACGGAUGGUUCCUAGUGUCAGAGCUAGAAUGACUGCACGGUUUGUUUGUGAAAAGUCGUUGGAGCUGUGUUAGCCGGUCUAGUAGCUGCAAAAGUCGUAAUAAUGGAUGACUGGGAGCGGCACGUAACGCCUCUCCUGCAGGAUAUGGGCUGCCCCAGCGAAGAUGCUCAGGACGACUUCUUUAACCAACAAGACUUGCUCGUGGGCAGCAGCGGGGCGGGCGCGGGCGGUGCGGCCACGUCGCCAGACGGGGGCUCCAACUCGGCGCCUCCGCUGUCGCCAGGCGGCUCCGCCGUGGCCGGCGGCGCGCUUUCCCCGGGCGCCGGCAGCCACGCCAGCACCCCCGCAGCCUCCUGCUGCGACACGCCGCGCCCCAUCAUCACCGACCCCGUCUCCGGGCAGACCGUCUGUUCCUGCCAGUACGACGGCGCUCGCCUCGCACUCUCCUCCUACCCCCGGCUCUCCAGCGCCGCCGUCGGCGUAUACGGCACGCCGUACCCCUCCACCGACCAGAACCCCUACCCUAGCAUCGGCGUCGACAGCUCCGCAUUCUACUCCCCAUUGAGCAACCCUUACGCACUGAAGGAGGGCGGCGGCGAGAUGUCGGCGUGGACGUCUGCGGGCCUGCAGCCCUCGGGCGGCUACUACCCCUACGACCCCACGCUCGCGGCCUACGGAUAUGGAGCGGGGUACGAUUUAGCGGCGAGACGGAAAAAUGCCACGCGGGAGUCUACCGCCACGCUCAAAGCGUGGCUGAACGAGCACAAGAAGAACCCGUACCCGACGAAGGGCGAGAAGAUCAUGCUCGCCAUCAUCACCAAGAUGACGCUCACGCAGGUCUCAACGUGGUUCGCCAACGCGCGCCGCCGCCUCAAGAAGGAGAACAAGAUGACGUGGGAGCCCAAGAAUAAAACCGACGACGAUGACGACACCAUUCUCUCCGAUGACGAAAAGGACAAAGACGACCAGGACGACAAAAUCAAACCCCACAAAGAUGAGGAGAGGAAAGGCGACGAGCUGCUGCAGGGGAUGCACCACCAGCUGCUGGGAUACGGUAUCAAAGAGGAGGCGAAAAGGGGAUCCGACUGCGGCGUGCCAAUACCGGCGUCCAAGCCUAAGAUAUGGUCAUUGGCGGACACAGCGGCGUGCAAGACGCCGCCGCCAGCGGCGCAACCAUGGCCACAGCAUGGGUACGGCGCGGGGCCCGAGCGCGGCGCAGACAGCGGCUCCAACGGGUUCGCGCUGCCUGCCACGGCAGCUGCCAGCCCCGCCACUGGUUCAUACGGCCGGUACGGUGGCUUCCCCGGCCAGUACGGCGCGCAACACCCCUGUGUGCACCCCGCCGCUUUUCCCGAUGUGCAGACUGACACGCCGCCGCAGACGCCGCCCAACAUGAAAGUGCCCAGCGUGGCCAACCCGCUUGGCAGCGGCGGCGGUGCGCCCUACUGCUUCCCGCGCCACCAGCAAUCACCGCAGCGCGACCCCUACCACAACAACCACCACCCUGCAAACCAUCAGCCCAACCAGCCCCAUCACAAUGAAGGCUCGGCCGCGUUCAAGCCCUUUUAUAAAAGUUCACUACAACAUCCCAACGGUUUCGUGCCGGCCGUCUGAAAGCGGACCGCUCCACUGGCGGUAAAGCAAGUGAAGUGGGUCGCUGCGCCGCGUCUCGGACACUGGGCAGUGUUGAGUGUUUCAGUCCGUGACGUCACGUCAUGGCGAUUAAGACACUAUGAAAAGCACUAGCCCUUCCUUAGGCUCAAAUAUGAAUGAUGGUCGUCGACCCAUUGUAAUUUGUAACCUAUUUGUUUGGUGCAUUGAUAUGUAAUUACAUUGUAUGGUGUACUUCGAAUCCCUAAAUGCACAGAAUUGUAGGUAUCUUAUGAUAUUUUGUUAUCUGUACCUAUUUGAUUUUUGAUAGAGGUUUGUCGACUUUCGUCCUACUUUGUACUUAAAACGAAUCACUGUACGAAAUCAAUAUUGCUCAGUAUUUUUAUAGAUUUAAGAGUAUUAUGGAAGUAUAAGUAAAUAAAUUAUUUGUAUAUUUGCAAGGCUCGGCGCCGCGGCUCGGCGUGUAACUUGUGGCUCGGGUGUGGCCGGCGCUGGUACUGUUGUUUUACUAAGUUCUUCCAUCUUUCAUUUGUCUAAAUGUAAUUUCAAAGCAAUAAGUUAUUGAUUAGUUCUGGUGCCAGACAGUACUUUUACUAGUUCAUAAGAUAGAGUACGCUCAGUACGUAGGCAGUAAGGGAAGCAUAGUUUGGUUUCGUACCCUAUAUCGUAAACUAUUGUUUAUUUUUGUUAAAAAAAACUAUAUGAAUAAUCGAUAAACAACCAUCGGUUCGGUUAUUGUUGUUGCCCUUGUAUAUAAAAUGUUUUGUAGAUUUUCUAUUUUUAGUUUCUCAAAAAGUGUACAAAGUAAUUAGUAUGUUUCGCCACUUUCGAUGUUGUUGAUGACACUCGGAAUGAUCUUUAUAAAUAUUGUUUAAAAGUAUUAUUAGUAUACCUUGUAAAUAUAUUCAGAAUAACGGUUUAUUUUUUAAAUAUUGUUUGCGGUCACUAGGGAUCUUCGGUCGACGUAAUGUGUGUUGUAUUCAAAUUUUAAUCGUCCGUUUUAAAGUUAAAAUGAGUUGAGAUGAGUUAAUGAGUUAUCUGAUGACCAAUCGAUUGU